This is a messenger RNA of Dromiciops gliroides (monito del monte), 4916 nucleotides long. It is a transcript of the gene TCTN3, whose product is annotated as tectonic family member 3. The record is from RefSeq and is a predicted model, not a curated record. Gene Ontology annotation, biological process: cilium assembly; smoothened signaling pathway. NCBI's taxonomy places the organism in Eukaryota, Metazoa, Chordata, Mammalia, Microbiotheria, Microbiotheriidae.
AAUGCCCUAGCAACGCGCCUGGUGACAGCGGUGCCUUCAGUUCCCGCUCCUACUGAGGAGUGGGCGGCCGCAGCGGCCUCAUGACCCCGGCGCUCCUCAAGCUGCUGGUGCUCUCCUGGCUUCUAGUGGCAGGGGGAGCCAGGGCCCAGAUCCAACCCUCGCCCACCGGGGAAGCGCCCACCUCGGCAGGAAUGGAGGCCCCGGGAGGGACUCCCGGCGCCACGCCGCCGGGGGCGGACCUCCAGGAGGUGUCCCCGUUGCAGCGUCUGACAACUGUGACCCCGGAGCCCUUGUCCGAUGAAGAGCAGCUGGAGCCCGUGGUGAGGACUGCCUGGGAUACGAGCCUAACCGCGCGCUAUUUCUUUUCUUUGUACCAACUUGCCACAGUCUGUAUGUGUGACUUGACGCCGAAAUCCUGCGAUCUGAACUGCUGCUGCGACAAGGAUUGCAACAUGCCGAAGCUCAGCAUUUUCUUCUCCUUCUGCCUGCCCGAGAGCUACCAGAUACAGUAUUGGGAAUGUAUAGAUAAUUCCGUUAUGUUCCACAGUAAUGCUCCAUAUAAUGUAAGAACUUUCAUGAUACCAAAUGGUGGUCUAAAAUUUUGUGUCCAGUUGUACAACCCAUCAUUGAACUACUUCGAUGGCUUUGUAGAGGUUAGUGAUACCACCAUAAAGUCCUUCAUCAGAGAUUAUGCAGGUUUAUCAUUCUUCUCAGCACCUCAACUGAGGCCAACUUUUUCCACUUUUUACAAGGCGGGAGAUCCCAUUCUGACAUAUUUUCCCCAGUUGUCAUUACUGAGUUUAUUCAGACAGCCAACAGUACUAGGACCUGGAGGACUUUGCACUGAGAAUAAUCCUGCGAGAUUCUUGGAAAGUGGAAGUACCAUCUGUAUCCGGUUCUUUAGCAAUCUAACAAGUAGCUGCACCACUGAUCCUUCACUCAGGGCCACCUCUUACCAUAAUUUCACAGUCUUAAAGAUUCCAGAAGGUGUGAUGGAUCUGGAGAAGAUGCAGGUGCCCAUAACAGUGACUUCUGAGCCCAUUACACCUCGGCUAGAAGGAAAUGCCUGUCAUAAUGUUGUUUCUCAGGUUAUAUAUGAAAUAGAAACCAAUGGGACUUUUGGAAUUCAGAAGAUCUCUGCCUCUUUCAUCCUGACGAACCUAUCUGGAGAUCCAGGAGCUUCUGUACAGCAGCACUUCACUCUACGUUUCCAUACUUCACACCGUAGAAGAACUGGUCUUCCUUUGGCUAGAAGUGGGAAUCCUGGCUAUAUUUUUGGAAUGCCCCUUCUUAUUUUAAAAGAUGAUACCAGUGAACCAAUGACUAUUUCACAGAGCCACAGUAAUGGAAGUUGCUCUGUGAAUAGACGAACAGUUGAAUUUGGGAUGAACAUGAUGAGUGGUUGCAAGUUCAGGGUAGAGAACAGAAAUUGUGAACGUUUGCAGGAUGAGAUCUAUAAUAUUCUUGGUGGAACAUCCAGUCCAGUAUACCUAGGCAUUGUGGGUAAUUCAGAGCCAUUCCACCCAGCACAUUGGGUCCAGGUCUUCACCAAGAAUUGCAAUGAUCAGGAUAACAAUUGUACCUCUUGCUGUUGCAUACCAUUUUCCUUGGAGAUACAGAUAUUAUGGGCUUAUGUAGGCCCCCAGUCCAACCCACAAGCUAAUGUGUUAGGAGGCCGGUACCUGUAUCAGUGCAAAUGUAUAAUGUAUCCCUUACAUAUGAUAGAACUAUCUUUGACAACCUCUGUGUCCUUCACUGACAUCACAAAGAAGCCGGAGUUUACAAAGAGCGAGCUAGAAACAGACUGGACACUGCCAUUUGCCUCGCCUUUUGCCUCUAAUGGGGCAUCAAGUAGAGAAAUGGGAUCUCUGAGAAGCUGGAGUACUCCUCUUGUCUUCUGUGUGGAUUAUUAUGGAACCUUCUCAACUUAGAGAUGAACUGAAGAAAGGAGAAUCACAUUUCAUUCUUGCCAGUGAGGGUUGGCCAAUUCCUGUUCAUUCAUUAUGACCAAGGAAAAAUGUUUCCCUCAAUGAUGGCACAGGAGGAAAGGAAUCUUUAUGUAUUGUGGCGUUUCAGAAAAGAAUUCCCUCAACUCAAUUCUUUCUAGUAAAGCUCCAGAUGAGUGGCGGCAAGGCAUAGUACAUGGCUAGACUGGGAGUGUGAAAGGACUUUAACCUCUUACCAUGUGUUGGCUGAGUGAUCCCGGGCAGCUUUUGUGUCCUUCCUGCACCCUGGGAAGCACUCUGCGGUUCCCAAGCUGCACAACAGUUGCUGAUCUUCACUGGUAUUGGAAUUUUUCUACAAAGGUCUGACGCAGGAAAACAGUAUUUAGGCAUGGUCUUAAGCAGAAAGGAGCUAAAUCACCUUCUGAAGGAGAAAGUAAACUUCUAGGUAUUCAAAUCCAUAUUCAAAUCAUCUGUUACAGGAAUAGAAAUGAGUUAAAAUGUUUACUCAACGUAAACUUGACAGUUACUGUCAUGAAGUACAAAAACACUCAAGAGUUCAUAACAAAGAAGUGUUGACACCCCGUCUUGGCUCCAUUAUGGGCUACACUUUUUUGCCAAUACAAAAAUGAGAAAGGCAAUUCUCUUUUCUUUCUCACAUUGUUUCUGGAGCAUACUCUUCAUUCACUUUUUCAGCAGUUAAGGACUAUAUUGUUUGUCCACCUCUUCCUUUCCCCCAAGGUCAGGGAAUACAGAAGUGAUUUAGUAUCUGGGUGUUGCACUAAUUUCCCAGGAUUUAGGUUUAAUCCUGACUCUACUCCUUAUUGAUUAAUUACCUUUGUUGCCUUCUGCAAGUCACUUAACCUAUCUAAGUUGUAGUUUCCAUAUCUUUAAAAUGAAGAAGAUUGAAAUAAGACUUCUCAUGUCCUAGCUCUAAAAUCUAUGUUCCUAGAUUUCUAAAGUUGAAGUAAUCAUCUCCAGUGGAGAGUGCCCUGGGAUCUGUGCUUGGUCCUUGGCCAUUUAGCCCUUUUUGUCAAUUACUUGGAUAAAGUCAUAGAUGAUAUGCUUACCAAAUUUUCAGUCUGCAUAAAUCUUGGAGAAAAGCAAACAUAUUGCAUGAUUGAGUCAGGAUCCAAAAAGAUCCUAACAUCCUAAAACAUUGGGCCGCAUCUAUUAAAAUAAAAUUUAAUAGGGCUAAAUUAAAAUUUUACAUGGAUCAAAAAAAACCCCAAACACAACAACUAGCUUUAUAAGAUGUGGGAGACAUGGCUAGAGAGCAAUGUAUUUAUAAUAAUAAAAACCAACAGCAGCAAGGUAUAGGAAGAGAAAUUUCACUCAGAAUAGCUACAAAAUGCAUAAAAUAAAGGAAUUAACCAACCAACACAAAAGUAAUAUAUACAGAAAUGAAGCUCAAUAUGAGUCAACAGUGCAUAUAAUAUGACAGUGCUCCUUGCCCCCAAAAAGCUAAUAUUAUCUUAGGCUUCCUUAAGAGAGGCAUAGCCUCCAGAAAUAAGUGUAUGUGGAAAUGGGUUUUUUUGGCACUUAAAUUUAGAAUAAAACCAAUACUUUUUUAAAAAACUACUUAAUGUUCAUAUUUUUUCCUAUUCUGCUUUCUACAUCUCUUCCUUUUAUUCUCUCAUCUCCCAUUCACUUUUCUCAACCCUUUGGAGUCUGACUUCUAUCCCCACCAUUGAACUAAAACUAAGGUGACCUCUCCAAGGUCACCAAAGAACUCUUCCUUUGACCCUCAGUCCUCACCCUUUUUUAUUUUUCUGCACUCUUUGACACAGUUUACCAUCUCCGUCUUGAAUAUUCUUUUUUUUAUUUUUUGAAUAUUCUUUUCUUUCUGGUUAUGAAGGAGUUAAGAAUAAUGCUGAGAUUACGAACUUGAAAGGCCAGAAGAAUGAUAGUGCCUUUAACAAAAAUGGGACAUUUGGAGUUCAAAUCUGGUUUCAGAUACUUGACACUUACUAGCUGUGUGACCCUGGGCAAGUCACUUAACCCCAAUUGCCUUACAAAAAAAAUUUUUUUUAAAUAAAAAAAAUGGGACAUUUGGAAGAACAGUGAGUUUUAGAGGAAACAUGAUGAACUCUUCCUCCUAUGUAUUGGGUUUGAGAUGUCUCUAGGACAUCCAGAUUUAAAUAUCUAAUAGCCAAUUGGUGAUGUGGAACUGAAGCUCAAGGGAAAGAUGUGUUGUAUAUAAUAGAAAAGUAAGUUAUCUGCACAGAGAUAAUAUUAAAUCAGUAGGAGCUAAUGAGGUCACUAAGAGAGACAAUGUAGAGAGAGAAAAAAAUCCCAAGAAAGAGCCUUAGAAAUUAAUCAUAGUUAGGGGUCAUGGUAGAGAUAAGUUAGUAAAUGAGACCAAAAGCAGACAGGAGAACCAGGACCAAAUAGUGUCACAAAAACCCAGGAAAAAGAGUACUCUGGAGGAGAGAGAAGUCAACAGUGUUGAAUGACACUUGAAAAGGUUGAAAAGACUGAAGUCUAAGAAAAGACUGAAUUUGUCAAUUAAGAAAUCACUGGGAAGGAGCAGAGACAAGAUGAUAAAGAAAAGGCAGAGACUCUUCUGAGUUUUUCCCCAAACUUUAAAUAAUGCCCCAAAACAAAUUCUAGAGGAGCACAACCCCUAAAAGGAUGGUAUGAAAGAAUUUUCUACCCAAAGACAAUUUGGAAGAUCAGUAGGAAAGAUCUGUUGCACAGGGGUAAGAAUGGAGUGCAGUCCAGCUCAGGCUGAGACCCAGAAAACUGGCACUGGGGCUUGAGGGCAACUCAAUCAAUGGCAACAGUGACAUUUCCAGACCUCACAGCCCAUAGACAAUAAGGGAAGCUCAAAAAACAAACUCCAAACUGCUACAUUCAAAGUCUCAAAGAAAAAUAUGGAUUGGUCUUAGGCCAUGGAAAAGCUCAAAAAUGGCUUUUAAAAUCAAAAAUCAAAUAAGAGAGAUAGAGGAAAAAUUAGAAAAAUGAGAAUGA